UAUAACGCACGUGCAUCGCAGCAGCGUCGCGCAAGUCUCGCACGAGGAGCUGCUAUUUCCUCGGGGCUAAUCUCUCUGCGUCCCGAUAUAAUACCACUUGCGACGUUCUCUGUUGCAGGUUCGAGGUGAACAACGAAAUACUCUAUCCGGAGAUAUGCGAGUGACCGUCGCGCUCAAGAGAAGGCCACUCGGGUGAUUUGCGUGCCGCCAUCCAUCGGCGUCAUGGCGAAGCAGCGAGGAAUCUUCUUUACCGACGGAGUCGAUGUAAACAAACGUAUCUCAUCGCGAGCUUGUUAUCAACGUUUUCGCAAAAAGACAUUUUUAUCAAACAUGUUUUGUUUGUUUUCACUGAUCAUUUCAAAGCAGAAGUGACGUGAAUAUAUUUUUGAAAGAAUACAUGUAAUUUUUCGUAAAACACUCGAGUUACGUAAUCCAGAAAAAGUACAACGAUUAACUCGGUGGACUAUUAAAAUUAUAUGUAAACUGUCGAAGAAACGGUGGUCAGGGUGGUUCAGUCAAUAAUGGGUCUCAAAAUGGAACUGUGCGCGCAAUACUAAAAGAUGAUAAGAAGAUUGGCCAAGUUGCCGUUGACACCAAAGUCACGUCUGCUGAUUGCGAAAUUUAGUGGAUUGAUCGAGCGCGAUGAGAAGCAGACAAGAAAACGUAUUAACCUAUUGCGCACAGAAAUGUUUGUGCAAGAUGGUUUUGAGAUUUAUGAGCUGCCUAUAAUUAUCAAUGUAGCUUGCGAUUUGAAAAGCAUUUUUGGUAACGCUGACGUGAGAGAUUCGAGCAACGCCGAACGCUCGGAUAGCGGCCAGUCAUCCAAUUUGAGUCGAAUCGACGGUUCAAGCGCGUCGCCGAGUCGCGAGAAGCUCAGCAAUGAAUCCAACGAUAGCCUGCCCGUAUUCCCUUCCGAAUUGGAGUUUUCGAGGAUUCUGGAGCUCGAGCACGCUUUUCGCGAGAUCGACAGCUCUUCCGCGGGGAGCGCGAAGAAUCCGGAACUGAGCGGUAAAAUCGCUGUGCAACACUUGAGAAAAGUCGUCGACUUUGAGAAGAAGAAUCGCCGAUUCAAAAGGUUCAUGCCUGCGUUCGACAGAGACAGUUUCAUCUUGCACAUGCUCGAUUCCGUUGUCAGUGGCUCCGACAGUGGACUAAUAAUCGAUGCUCUCCAAGUACUACUGAGAGACCGAUUCAACUCGGCUAAUAAUCCUUACAAAGAUAUGCUCACCGACCAACUUCUGAUAAGAGCAACGAGUGGGAAUUUCAGCGUUGACCAACUGAUAAGCAUUAUCAAGAUUUUGUACGCUUUCAACGACACGAAAUACCGCCAAGCGAUAGAUUAUUUAUGGAUUGGUUUUGUUAUCAAGCAGGAAGAUAUAAGCAUCGAUCAGUUGGUCUCGCUACUCAAGCUGCUAAAGUACUUGGCAAGGAGUAAAAACAGAAUGCAAAUGCUGCUGGAGAAAAAGCUGAUGGAGCAUUACGAGGAGAUGUCGGUAGCGCAAGUCAACGAUUUGCUAAAUGCGCUCGCUAAUAAUUUGCAAUCGGCUGUUGCGCUGAAAUGUGCGAGCAAAUGGGCGUACGCGCACCUCGCGACCGCUUCCAAGUACGAUUUGAUGGAAUUUUUAGAGAAUCUGACGACCAACAGAUACGUCGAUGCGACGCUCGUGGAAGCCAUCGAAAAAACUUUAACGAUGAAAAACGUGAAAAGCAACGACUACGCUCUGAUGGUAGCCGUUGCGAUUUACUGCUCCACUGUUCAUCUGAGAAACGGAGGCAUACUUAAUAAAGUCGUAAAGUAUCUGGAAAAACACGCAAAGAACGUGCCCGUCUCUCCGUUUAUGAAGAUGAUCUCUGCCUUCGGCACAUUAAAUUUCAAAUUGGAAAAGAAGGAGAGCAUCUGGGAGAUAUUCGAGAUAAAACUGAAGCAAGAGUUUUCCCAUUUGCAAGCCGACGCGAUAUUGAGCACUUUCUUGUCGUGCGCCUACACGAGCAAAUAUUUCCCCGAGUUCAUGACGAAGAUCCUCGCCCCGGAGUUCUUGCAGCAGUUGGAUCUGCAAAUCCGUGAAAUCGAGAGCGCGAAGUCGUUGCGGGAGCAGCUCUACUUGCUGGACACCGCGAUGAGCGUCGAGUGCUCGAGCUACCUGGGCCCGCUAUUGAUCCGUCGCCGCGACAGGUAUUACGCGGCGAUGCACCCGAAAAUAGAGAGCGCUCUGAGCCAAAUCAGGGACGAGCUCGCGCGUUUCGCCAACGAAGACGAGGCGAUCAGCGAGCGCGUGCUCGUCGACGAGCUGUCCAACUCUCAGCUGUAUCUCGUGCACGCCGUGAUCCACAAGAGAGCGGCGGCUUCGGCGCCUCUUUCGAGGCUCGAUCGGUUCAGCGCGAACAGGCGCGGAACGACCGCGGUUCUGCUGCUGCUGCCCGAGCACUACUGCUGGAACUCGACCGAGCUGACGGGUCAGCAAGCGAUGAAAGUCAGGCACUUGACGAAAUUAGGCUUCCGCGUGGCGCUUCUCGAUUGUCGAACUCUGCUGGCGUUGCGGGAGAGGCCCGCCGAGGCGCUCAGGGAAUACUUGACGAGGUCUUUCCGGGGCAGCCGGCGAGCUUCCUCGGCAGCGGAUCUCCGGUGAACGCUAAUAACGAAGAGUUUCGUCCCCGCGGCCGUUUCCUCUGUUUCAGCCGAGUCGUCAAGACGGCCAAGGAAAUCGAGGUGAUGCGCUACGUGGCCAAAGUCAGCUCGGACGCCCACCGGAUCCUCAUGAAAAUCGUCCGCCCGGGCAUGUGGGAAUUCCAAGCCGAGUCGACCUUUCAGAAUUACGUGU
This is a messenger RNA of Phymastichus coffea, 2819 nucleotides long. Its product is annotated as xaa-Pro dipeptidase. The record is from RefSeq and is a predicted model, not a curated record. The transcript is spliced from 2 exons. Gene Ontology annotation, biological process: regulation of mitochondrial mRNA stability. NCBI's taxonomy places the organism in Eukaryota, Metazoa, Arthropoda, Insecta, Hymenoptera, Eulophidae. Gene Ontology annotation, molecular function: metalloaminopeptidase activity; manganese ion binding. Bases 561 to 2627 code for a protein of 688 amino acids.